Messenger RNA from Triticum dicoccoides, 864 nucleotides. Its product is annotated as PE-PGRS family protein PE_PGRS33-like. Bases 63 to 764 code for a protein of 233 amino acids. NCBI's taxonomy places the organism in Eukaryota, Viridiplantae, Streptophyta, Magnoliopsida, Poales, Poaceae. The transcript has 3 exons. The record is from RefSeq and is a predicted model, not a curated record.
UAAAGCGCCAGCACACGGUUAGCUCCCGAUCGACCUUAGCUAAGUACUGCUCGAGUAGUACGAUGCCAGGAGGAGAUGAGCCAGUUUUCAGAGGUUGGGAGGCGUUUGCAGGUGCAGGCGGAGGGUUCGCAGGUAUGGUAGGCAGGGGAGGGAACGGUGGUGCUGCUGGGCGUGCGAUUGGAGGUAGGGGAGGGAGUGGUGUUGGAGCCAGGGGAGCUGCAGCCGUGGGUGCAGGCGUAGGAGGACAGUUCCAGUUCCAAGUGGGAGGGAACGGUGGCGGAGGAGCGUUAGCAGGCGCAGCCAGACGACAGUUGCCGGUGGGCGGGUACGGUGGCGGAGGCAUGGGGGCUGCAGCCGGCGUGGGUGCCGCCGGAGGAGCGAUCCCAGCGGGGUGGUUGUACGGCGGUGGAGUCAGGGAAGCUGCGGACAUGGCAGAGCAUGGAGGUGCAGGCAGAGCGCCGUUCGUAGCUACGGAAGGAGGGCUCAGAAACAACGACCAUGUUCUGUCCGAUGGUCAACCGUGGUAUUACGGAAGGCCCAUAGGUUUUUGGCUGCGUCCUACUCAGCAGGCGACGACAGGCAGCCAGCCAGCCUCUACCACGACGAAUUCGCUAGCAAGCGUGAAUUAUGACAAGACGAACCCCUAUCGGCAGCUGCUUCAACUGCACCAGCCCAACCCUCCCCCGCAGCAGACACCACGGCGGCAACAACGUGACAACGAUGUCGUGAACCGGGAGCUAAAUGCUGCGCGUGGCCGACGAUAAUGACCAACACAGGAAAAGCAAACAUGGCGCCAAGAGACUAAACAAUGUAUAUGUGUGUAUCUGUUUGAUGCGACAUUAUAUGAGUUAAUAAAAAUGCCCU